AUGCCAUCCCAAGACUUCACCCAAAUCCCCAUCAUCGAUCUCUCAUCCUCCACCCCUCAAACCCUCUCUAAUCUCCGCACCGCCCUCACAGAAAUCGGCUUCCUCUACAUCUCCAACCACUCCGUCCCCACGUCCACAAUAACAUCCCUCAUCAACAUCCUCCCUCAACUCUUUUCUCUCUCCGCCGAAGCCAAACAAGAAAUCGCUUUAGAAAACUCCCCUCAUUUUCUAGGCUACAGUGCCGCAGGGACGGAAACUACAGCUGGUAAAGCUGAUCUGAGAGAACAAGUUGAACAUGCGACGGAACUUGUUAAAGCACCUGAUGAUGCGCCGUUGUAUGAUAGGUUGAAGGGCCCGAAUCAAUGGCCAUCUGCUCUUCCAGAGUUGAAGACUGUUGUUACGAGGUAUAUUGAGGAACUUACACUCUUGGGAGAACGGCUUUUGAGACUUGUUGCGCGAGCUCUUGAUCUUCCGGAAGAGGUUUUCUUCUCGUACUUAUCCGAUCAACAUCGUCUUAAAUUGGUCCAUUACCCUGCAUCAACAACUUCAUCGCAAGGCGUCGGCCCUCAUAAAGAUUCAUCAGGAUGGUGGACUUUUCUUCUCCAAGCAUCCCCCGAAGUUAACGGCCUUCAAGUCCUAAACAAAUCCGGCUCAUGGAUCGACGUCCCCGCUAUUCCGGACACUUUUGUCGUCAACAUCGGACAAGCGUUUGAAGUUGUGACCAACGGCAUGGCACUCGAAUUACCCGCGCGACAGACCUUUACAGCCCUCAGCGGCAAUGUAUACUCAUACACCUUCAUCCCUCCAACCUCCCAACCCACAACUCUUCUCUUCCUCCACGGCUUCCCGUCAACCCUCACAGACUGGAUCCAUCAAAUUCGACACUUCUCUUCCGAGGGAUAUGGCGUCGUAGCUCUCGAUCUUCUCGGCUACGGCGAAAGUAGCAAGCCGACAGAUGUAAACGCGUAUCGCCUCAAACCAAUGAGCGAUGAGGUCAUUGAACUUCUCGACCAUCUGAACCUCAAGACUGUCGUUGGAAUUGGCCAUGAUUUCGGCGCGACACUACUAUCGAGAAUGGCGGCUUAUUACCCAUCGCGCUGGGAAUCUCUCGUCUUUCUGGCUGUUGGACCGCCGAAGCUUGGGACGCCAUUUGAUGUUGACAUGAUCAAUACCAUAACCAAGCAGUUUCUGGGGUAUGAGAUGCUCGGAUACAUCCCAUGGCUAGCCGACUUCAGCUCGCAACAGAUUCUUGAGAAGAAUGCCGAGGCGGCCAUGAGUCUGGUGUUUUGCCGCGAUCGGGAGGAGUGGGAGACGUGGUUUCAUCCUCUUGGCAAGAUGGAGGAGUUUGUACGCGAUGAUCACAGACUCCCAAUCGCAUCAUGGUACACUGAUGAUCUGCAACAAGCACAUAUAAAGGCAUUUGGUUCGACUGAUGGGUAUAAAGGCGUGUGUCGAUGGUAUCGCAUGUGGAAAGACAACCUCUUCGCCCCCGACGAAAAAGGCUUUGAAGACUUUCAGAUCACACAACCCGUUCUCUUCAUCGUCCCUUCAGAACCCAAACAAUCCGCGACCCAACAACAACAAAUGAUUUCAUCCUGGACACCCCAUCUUCAAACCGUCACGUUGAAUACUAGCCACUGGAUCCAUAUCCAACAACCCUCCGAAACCAACACCACGAUCCAAAUCUUCCUCACCUCACGCAGGGAGACUUAACUGCUCAGGCCUCAACCAAUCAAACGUAUCCAAAAGAUCAAAAUUAAAGUCCAACUGCGUCGGAAUAUCCCAACCUAGCGUAUCCAGCGCUCCUCCACCUGCAAUAGGCGCAUUGAGGUUGUGAUCGAGUACACCUUGUAUAACAGCUUUGCAGUCCGCGCAGAGAUCGGCGUUGGGAGCGGGUGGACG
Messenger RNA from Fusarium redolens, 1902 nucleotides. RefSeq lists its product as uncharacterized. The transcript is spliced from 2 exons. The coding region runs from base 1 to 1713 and encodes 570 amino acids. Gene Ontology annotation, molecular function: hydrolase activity. The record is from RefSeq and is a predicted model, not a curated record. Lineage: Eukaryota; Fungi; Ascomycota; Sordariomycetes; Hypocreales; Nectriaceae.